AUGUUUUUCACUACACCUGUCUCUACGAGUCCCUACCCUCUCAACUGCCAUCUCUGCUACCGCCCCACAGUCUCAUUCGCUGUUAGUACUCGUGCUGCCCAGUAUCUUGGGGAGCAACGUGAGCGUGCAUGGGCUUUGCGGUACCAGCAGGAGCUUGUGAACCAGCCUACCCUAAUUGCUCUUCUUGCUCAAGAAUACGAUGAAUUUCCCGACCAGCAGCGCAUGAUGGACAUCUUAUGUGCCUGUACGCCACAGGAUGAGGAUCAAAUCGGUGGUACCAUGGCCCGCCAGCACGCUGAGAUGCGCAGGAUGCGAGAGUUGCAGCAUUUUGCUGCUUUGCAGGCCCACAUCGAGGAGGAACAAGGUUUUGCCCGUCACCGUGCAAAUGCUGAGAAAUUCCUCGCAGAAGCUGAAGCCUCCCUCAGUGAAUUUCUACCUCCGGAUCGGGAACCAUACCUCAAUAUCUUUCAGCCUUUCGACCUGCCUGAUGUUUCUGUCCGCACUUCCACCUCCAAGGUCAUCGUAAAGGAUGAGCCUUUGCCUAAGGACGUGAUUGAGGGCUGUGCUAUGACAGAAAACUGUGUUGUAGCAGAGUACCGGUUUGAAGAACGCGAUACGCUCCAGUCGGUCUUUGACCGUCUCUCUGCAGGCACUUCGACCGAAGUUCCUAUUGAACGCGUUCCUGUACCAUCCACUGCCGCGGAGACUUCUAGUUCCAUGUAG
Molecule: messenger RNA, 723 nt
Organism: Suillus fuscotomentosus
Lineage: Eukaryota; Fungi; Basidiomycota; Agaricomycetes; Boletales; Suillaceae
Exons: 2
Coding region: 1-723 (240 amino acids)
Source: RefSeq, a predicted model, not a curated record